ACAGCAUGUGAUGAGUGGUCAGUGCUGUCCAGACCAGACCUCCACCAUGAUGUCAACCGGUUCGGACACACAGCCAUCUACAGUGACAGUGUAAUGUACGUGUUCGGGGGGUUCAACAGUCUCCUGCUGAGUGACAUUCUGAUGUAUACGCCAGCCAGCUGCUCCAGUGCUCCUAACGCUGCCGUCUGUGCAGCAACCUGGCUGGGGGUUCACUGCCUCUGGAAUGCUACCCUAGAGACCUGCCUGCCUUGGGACGCGAACCCUGGAUUCCUGGAUGAGCAGACCGCCUCCUGUGGAACCAGAACAUAUGCUGACAACGAUCGUUGUGACCACUACACGGACUGUUACAGCUGUACAGCCAAUACUAACGGCUGUCAGUGGUGUGCUGUUCAGUGUGUCUCCGUGAGCUCCAACUGCACGGCCGUCACGGGGGCCAUAGUGGAGUAUGGUGUCUGCCCCAAAGACAACCCAUCAUAUGUCUGCAACAAGAAGACCAGCUGUAAGAGCUGUGGGGUGGACCAGAACUGCCAGUGGGAACCUCGAAACCAGGAGUGUAUCGCUCUACCAGAGAAUAUAUGUGGUGAGAACUGGCACCUGGUUGGUAACUCGUGUCUAAAGUUCAUCACAGCCAAGGACUCAUACGAUAAUGCCAAGCUGACCUGUCGGGGUCACAACGCCGCCCUGGCCUCACUGACCAAUCAGAAGAUGGUGGACUUCGUCCUUAAAGAGCUGCAGAUCAUGAGCGUUCUGUACAAGGCCUCGGUGACGCCGUGGGUGGGGCUGAGGAAGAUCAACGUCUCCUAUUGGUGCUGGGAAGACAUGUCACCCUUCACUAACACCUCCCUCCAGUGGUUGCCGGGGGAACCCAGCGACGCCGGUUUCUGUGGUUACCUAGCCGAGCCGGCUUCCAGCGGCCUUAAGGCCCAGACCUGCAUCAACCCUGUUAACGGAUCACUGUGUGAACGAGCAGCCAAUCACAGUGCCAAGCAGUGUCGGACGGCGUGUGCCAUGCGGGCUACGUGUGCUGAGUGUACCAGCAGCAGCUCUGAGUGUAUGUGGUGCAGCAACAUGAAGCAGUGUGUGGACUCUAAUGCUUACGUAGCCUCCUUCCCCUUCGGACAGUGUAUGGAGUGGUACACUAUGAACAGCUGUCCACCUGAGAACUGUUCUGGGUACAGGACGUGUGGCCAGUGUCUGGAGCAGCCGGGCUGCGGUUGGUGUACAGACCCCAGUAAUACUGGGCGUGGCCAGUGCAUCGAGGGGUCCUAUAGGGGGCCGUUCCAGACUGCUGUCCCCGCUCCCUCCACCCUGCCUGGCCCCACCUCUAGUCCCGCCUCCCAGCCGGCUCUCAACAUCAGCAUGUGUCCUUACGACACUAAGUACACCUGGAGCUUUAUACGCUGUCCAGCGUGCCAGUGUAACGGCCACAGUCAGUGUAUUAAUCACAGUGUAUGUGAGAAGUGUGAGGACCUGACAACAGGGCUCCACUGUGAGAGCUGCACCUCUGGUUACUAUGGAGACCCCACCAACGGGGGCAGCUGCCAACCGUGUAAGUGUAACGGCCAUGCCAGUGUGUGUAACCCUAACAACGGGAAGUGUUUCUGCACCACCAAGGGCAUCAAAGGAGACCGCUGUCACCUGUGUGAGGUGGAGAACCGUUACCAGGGCAAUCCUCUGAAAGGAACGUGUUACUGUAAGUGGAACUCACACUGA
This is a messenger RNA of Salvelinus namaycush (lake trout), 1713 nucleotides long. Its product is annotated as attractin-like. Gene Ontology annotation, cellular component: Golgi apparatus. The annotation marks the transcript as partial. The record is from RefSeq and is a predicted model, not a curated record. NCBI's taxonomy places the organism in Eukaryota, Metazoa, Chordata, Actinopteri, Salmoniformes, Salmonidae. The transcript is spliced from 11 exons. Gene Ontology annotation, molecular function: protein binding.